AUGGAGAGCUGUAUCAAACCAGUCUCAGGACUGAAGACCGCAACAACAGCAAGAAGACCAGCUUAGCAGCACGUUUUAAAUUUUAGUGUCUGUUGUAAGGUAAAUUGUGCAGUGCUUUCAAAAAGACGGAAAAAAGUGGUGCAAAGUUACCCAGACUGACUGAACUCUUUAUAUACGUACGUUCUCAGUUAAAUAUGCACUUUAAAUCAAUUGAUUUCAUCGCAGAUUCCAUGUUGGUAAAUGUGAAUUAGUUCAAUACAAUAAGAGAACAAUUUUCGUGUCACUCUCGCGUAAUUUUGGUUGUCUUACACAGUGCCUGACAAUAUUUAGCAUAUUGUUGAGGAUAUCCAGAAUUCACGUUUAAAUAAACCACAUUAGGUUUUUUCCGACGCCAAAGACGAUGUCGCCACUUAUAAGUGCAUUACAUAUGUAGAUAAAACUGUUCCUUACGCCUGGGAAAAAUAUUGUUUCGCUUUUAGGUACUUUAUGUUUACGAUAUUACAGUGGACUUAAAUGUUCAUGAGCGUAAAACGAAAUUGGUAGUUCGUUGCUUUAAUGUUAACAUAGUGGUUUUAUUAUCGUCAAGAAUGUAGAUACUUUCGAACGAAAAUAAGUGCCGCCUUUGUAACUGAAAUAGCACGUCCAGUUUCUUGCCUAACUGCAGACAACGGCAAGCUGUGACAACCGCAGUUCGCCAUCCUGUUAGUAUAGAGGUCACUGGUGUGCAGCCACAGUACCUGUAGUGACGUAUAUACAAAUAAAGGCACUUGAGCUUUUAAGGCUAGACGAGAAUACAAAACACGAAAAAUGUUUCCGUUGGUAAAAAAUAAUAUUAAUCAGUGUAGGUAUUUCCUGAGUUUGUCACAUACAUGGAAAUUUUUCAUAUGCUGAACCGCUGAAUAGCUGUGAUUGGCCGCUACAGCAUAAUAUGAUCUCUGCACCGGGGAAAAACUGGGAGUUUGCGCAGUGGAGUGCAGGACCGAUUUUGAGGUCAAGACAAGCAAAGAGCGAUAUCGUAUAUAGUACUGCCAUUGUUGCCUUGAUUUUUGAAAAAGUGUUUACGAGGAAUAUUAAUUCUUGUUCAUAGUCUGCCAUAUUUAAGAAAAUGCCUCUCAGUACUCGAGAAAUAAUGGAAGCCCUUGCCAUUGUGGCAGAACACGAAAACGUGAAAGUUGCAGUCAGGAAAUCGGUUACGGGAGGUGUUAUUACUUGUUUAACAACUAUUUGUGGAGGCCUCCUGGCUGGACGUUUCGGCAUGGCGCUUGGUAGCACAGUUGGUGGAAUCACAGCCUAUAUUAUGAAUAACAACUUCAAGCCUCUCCCACAAAUAUUAAUGGAAGACCUUAGUGUUCACCAGAAGGAAGAAUUGGUUAGAUCUGUUCGGACUGUUGUUAAUAAUAUUAGAGUAGAAGAUGCAGUUAUGCUUGCGACAUUGAUUGUCGGUAACAAAACUCUGUCAAAAACUGUUCUACAGUUGGUAGUAAAUUUUCUGAGAACUCAGAUGUAGAAGUAACUGGUCCAAGCUAUCUUCAGUAGUAUCAUUUUUCUGUUUAAAAUCAAACAAUAUUAUUGUCAUACAGUGCAGGCUUUCACAGCCAGUGUUGUCUUCAGUUAAAACUUCUGGGCUGAGAGGCCAUGGUCAGUGUAUAAAACUUCCACUGAAUGUUACAUCUCCAUAUGCAGGAGACAUCUUCUGAGGUUGUCUAGCUACUGCCACUGAGGCUCCAGGUACCCUCGCAUUUAUAGAGCACAUAGAGGGCACCACCAUUCGUCACGUCGGCAUCACGUGACGAAUGGUGGUGCCCUCUAUGUGCUCUAUAAAUGCCAGAGUACCUGCAGCCGCAGUGGCAGUAGCCGAACGACCUCAGAAGAUGUCUCCCGCAGAUGGAGAUGAAACGUUAGGUGGAAAUUUUAUAAUCGACCAUGGCCUCCCAGUCUGGACGUUUUAACUCAAGAAUGUUAUUGUCAUUUUUGUGUGUAAAUAAUUUAUAUUUUUUAUUUAAAACAGUCACUAAAUGAUGUUUUUAUCUAGCCAUAUCACCCAUGGGAAUUUAAAUUUUGAGAAUACAGUGAUUGUCUACUUUACUUCAAUAAAAUAGUGGUACCAGCAUUUUUACAAAAGUCACAACCCAGUAAUUUGAUCGUGUUCAUGUAUCUUUUAGGAAUUAUUCUGUGUUGCAUAGCUUUAUCAUAUAUAGAAAUGUAUUACUUUCACAGAAUUUAUUUUUUGUGUGAUCUGUGUUACACAUAUCAGAAUGUGAUAUGGACUGUAACAAGUAUGACAAAUGAGGUUGCUAUAAAAUUUAUUUUCAGCAUUAGCUAGGAAAAUGAGCUACUGUGUGAUAGUUUGUCUUUAUAUUUGAUAUAAUAUGUCAUCUAUUGCUGCAAUAUAAGAUUAAUAUUGCCAGUACCAUGGAAAUAAAUGAAUCAAAUUCAGAAAUUAA
Schistocerca gregaria is the source of this 2444-nucleotide messenger RNA. Its product is annotated as protein C19orf12 homolog. The record is from RefSeq and is a predicted model, not a curated record. The transcript has 3 exons. Bases 1106 to 1507 code for a protein of 133 amino acids. Lineage: Eukaryota; Metazoa; Arthropoda; Insecta; Orthoptera; Acrididae.